Saccharomycopsis crataegensis is the source of this 2544-nucleotide messenger RNA. It is a transcript of the gene MRD1, whose product is annotated as RNA-binding ribosome biosynthesis protein MRD1. Gene Ontology annotation, biological process: poly(A)+ mRNA export from nucleus; nuclear mRNA surveillance. Gene Ontology annotation, molecular function: mRNA binding. The transcript has 3 exons. NCBI's taxonomy places the organism in Eukaryota, Fungi, Ascomycota, Saccharomycetes, Ascoideales, Saccharomycopsidaceae. The record is from RefSeq and is a predicted model, not a curated record. Gene Ontology annotation, cellular component: nucleus; cytoplasm; ribonucleoprotein complex. The coding region runs from base 1 to 2544 and encodes 847 amino acids.
AUGCAUGUAUAUUUAUAUCUUAUAAUAAUGUCUCGUUUGAUUGUCAAAAACUUGCCAAAAUACUUUACAGAAGAUAAUCUUAAAGAGCAUUUUGCUAAAAAAUACCCAGAUAUCACCGAUGUCAAAUUGAUGAAAGGCAGAAAUGGUGAAUCCAGAAGGUUCGCCUUCUUGGGGUUCAAAAGCCUAGAAGAUGCUGAAAAUGCUGUGAAAUACUUUGACAAUACCUUUAUUCAUACUGCCAAAAUCCAAGUCCAAUUAGCAAAAACUUUUGCCGAUCCGACAGUUCCUAGACCAAUGAAGGAAAUGAUUAGAGAGAGACAACGUAGACUUGAAGAACACGAAGAAAGAUUGAAAAGAAAGCAACAGGAGGAAGAAGAUUAUAGAGCAAAGAGAAUCAGAGUCAACGCUACGGCAGAUGUUGAUCAAGAGAUUGCCAACAAUCCAAGAUUGAAAGAGUUUUUGGAAGCCACUAAAAGCAGUGCAAAAGUCAGCUCUUGGGAUGACGGUAUAAUAGGGACUGUUGAAAAAAGCGGAAAUCAGGAACCUCAGCAAGAACCUAUUCCAGUGGAUCAAGAAAGUGAUGAUGAGUAUCAACAAUUUGCAAAGACUCCAACACUAAGAAAAAAACAAGAUGAAUCAGAAGAAGGCGAAAAAAUGAUUAGCUUGAAAGAUUUUGAUAAUAAGGAGGAACAACUGGUAAAUGAUGAUGAUGAAGAUGUGGUCAGUGAAGAAAAACCAAAUGAUGGUGCCAAUGAAAAUAUUUCUGAUCUUGAUUGGUUACAUGGUAAACGAAAGCUUAUUAAGGACAAUAAAUCAGAAGCAGAAAUUAACAAUGACCCAAUUGAAAAGAGACCAACCAAAGAACAACCACAAAUUGCCCAUGAGGAACCUGUACAGGAAUCUACAGAAGACCAGAUAAGAAAAACUGGUAGAUUGUUUAUCAGAAACAUCUUAUAUACUGCCUCCGAGGAAGAUUUUACCAAUUUGUUCCAGGGAUAUGGUGAAUUGGAAGAAGUACACAUUGCCAUUGAUACUAGAACUCAUAAAUCUAAGGGAUUUGUGUAUAUUCAAUUCAAGAAUCCAGAAGAUGCAGUGCAAGCUUAUUACAGUUUGGACAAACAAAUUUUCCAAGGUAGAUUGUUACAUAUUUUGCCAGGGCAAAUAAAGAAAUCGCAUAAAUUGGAUGAAUUUGACUUGAAGAAUUUGCCAUUAAAGAAACAGCGUGAAUUGAAGAGAAAAUUUGAAGCAACAAAGUCUACAUUCAGUUGGAAUUCAUUGUUUUUAAACGAAACUGCGGUUUUGGAAGCGGUUGCCAGCAAAAUUGGGGUUGAUAAAAGAGAUUUGGUUGACCCUGAGUCUUCUGGUAGUGCAGUCAAGCAAGCCUUAGCCGAAGCUCACGUUAUUGGUGAUGUGAGAAAAUAUUUUGAAGGCAAAGGCAUUAAUUUAACAUCAUUCAACAAAAAGGAGAAAGAUGAUAAAAUUAUUUUGGUAAAGAAUUUCCCAUAUGACACCACUGUCACUGAAAUUACAGAGUUAUUUAGUCAAUACGGUGAAUUGAACCGAGUUUUGUUUCCACCAACGGGGGCAAUUGCUAUUGUGGAGUUCAAGAAUGUGCCAGCUGGUAGGUCAGCAUUCACGAAGUUGGCUUAUAGAAGAUUCAAGAAAAAUAUCUUGUAUUUGGAAAAGGGUCCAAAAGAUUUAUUCAGUGGUGAAGUUCGUGCUGAAGAUAAAGUUGAAACUGUUGAGAAAAAAUCUAAUGUCAAGGAAACUAAGCUCUCAGUUGAUGAUUUGGUCGGCAAGAAUGAUGAUGCCAGUGAAGAUGAAAAUGACAAUGAAUUGCCUUUUGCUGGUAUUACUACCUCAGUGUUUGUGAAGAAUUUGAAUUUCAAGACAACCUCCCAAGAUUUGCUGGACAUUUUCAAAACUUGCACUGGGUUCAUUGUUGCUAAAGUUAGCACCAAGCCAGAUUCCAAAACCCCAGGAAAGACUCUCAGUAUGGGUUUUGGUUUCGUUGAAUUCAAAACAAAAGAUCAGGCUCUUGAUUGUAUUAAGAAAAAUGAUGGAAAGAUUAUUGAUGAUCACAAAAUUCAAUUGAAAUUGUCCCAUCGUAAAAGUGAAGUUACCAACAGCGCCUCCUCAGCCAACAAGGUCAGUAAAGGUAAGAAGUCAACCAAGAUCAUUGUUAAGAACUUGCCAUUUGAAGCCACUAGAAAAGAUGUGUUUGAAUUAUUUAGUUCUUUUGGACAGUUGAAAUCUGUCAGGGUUCCAAAGAAGUUCAACAAAUCAGCUCGUGGUUUUGCGUUUGUGGAAUUCAGUUUAUUGAAAGAAGCAGAAAAUGCAAUGGAUUCUUUGAGAGGUGUCCAUUUGUUGGGUAGAAGAUUGAAUAUUGAUUACGCUGAAAAGGAUGCUGAGAAUGCCGAGGAAGAAAUUGCUAAGAUGACUGAAAAAGUAAAGAAGCAAAAGAAUUUGACCGAGUAUGCUAAUGCUGCUAAAUUGAAUGGUAAGAAGAGAGUUGAGCUCGAGAAUGAUGAAGAAGGGUUUUAG